AUGCAAAAAAAUGUUAAGAAUUUACCUGAUAAAUUAUCUAACAAAUAUGUUGUAUCAUUAAUUUCACAAAGAUUAUCUAGAAAUUAUACAGAAGAUAAGUUUUUGAAAAGUACCAAUAAUUCUAAUAAUAUUGCUAAGAUAGAUAAUAUAAAUAUAAAGCUAGAACAAAUCAUUAUUAGUGAAAAAAAUAAAGAAAGAGAAACUAGAAAUUCUUAUUGGUAUAGUAAGGUUGAACUACUUGCAUUACAUAUUAGAAAUAUUAGUAAGCAACUUUACAUAUCUAGAUUACAUAUAUCAGUUGAUAAUAUGAUGAUACAUUUUUCAGGACAUAGUAGUUAUACUUUUUGA
Messenger RNA from Cetraspora pellucida, 348 nucleotides. The record is from the annotation of a GenBank genome assembly. Lineage: Eukaryota; Fungi; Glomeromycota; Glomeromycetes; Diversisporales; Gigasporaceae.